ACCAGUCCCGCGGCUCCCAGCCCGGCUCGCUUCUUGCCCUGCUUGCAGGAGGCAAGGCACGCUGAAAUAAAGAGAAACUAGUUCUGGGGCAGGAAAGGUCGUUUCUUCUGGGCAGAAGGAGAGAGGAAGCAUAUUGCAUUAAAGGUGGGCCCGCUCUCCUCGCCUCUCCUGCGCUCUCCCCGCCGCGAUGCCGCCGCCGUGUCCCCGCGGGGCCCUGCCCGGGGCCUCCCUGCUCCUGCUGCUGCUGCUGCUGCCGCUGCUGUGCGCUGCGCCCGAUGUUUCAAGGGGAAAUAAGCUUAAACUGAUGCUUCAGAAACGAGAAGCCCCUGCUGCUGCUGCUGAGAAGCCGGAGGUGUCAGUGAAAGAAGCAGCAGCCAAGGAGUUCCUGAGCAGCCUGAGGCGGCAGCGGCGGCAGCUGUGGGACAGGAGCCAGCCCGACGUGCAGCAGUGGUACCAGCAGUUCCUGUACCUGGGCUUCGAUGAGCAGAAAUUCGAAGAUGACCUCUCCUACUGGACAAACCUGGGCCGUGCUCGUAAUGAGUACUACGGUGGGCACUACCAGCACCACUACGAUGAAGAUGCUCCCAUUGGCCCACGGGACCCACACGCCUUCAGGCACGGGGCAGGCGUCAACUACGACGAUUACUGAUGCCAUUAACCCUACUGCAGCUGUAGGGCUGCACUGGGUGAGGCUGAGCCCUCCCCCAGUCAGGAUGACCCUGCUUUUUCUUCUAUUCAAGUCAAACAGAAGGAGUAAAGGAACUGCCAGACUUUGAUGAAAGCAACAUGACUUUUUAAAACUAUCAUUACUUAGUAGUACACUAUAUAUAAAAAGUGUUAUAGAAAUAAAGCUUUUUUGAUAA
This is a messenger RNA of Zonotrichia leucophrys gambelii, 863 nucleotides long. RefSeq names its product ECRG4 augurin precursor (gene ECRG4). Gene Ontology annotation, biological process: central nervous system development; G1 to G0 transition; cellular senescence. NCBI's taxonomy places the organism in Eukaryota, Metazoa, Chordata, Aves, Passeriformes, Passerellidae. The transcript has 5 exons. The coding region runs from base 188 to 649 and encodes 153 amino acids. The record is from RefSeq and is a predicted model, not a curated record.